GGGCUUGAACCUCUUGCUCCAUCCAGGAUGUGUGACCGCAACGGCGGGCGGAGGCUCCGGCAGUGGCUGAUCGAGCAGAUCGACAGUGAGCUGUACCCUGGGCUCAUCUGGGAGAAUGAGGAGAAAACCAUGUUCCGCAUCCCGUGGAAACACGCCGGGAAGCAAGACUACAACCAGGAGGUGGAUGCUUCUAUUUUCAAGGCCUGGGCUGUUUUCAAAGGCAAGUUCAAAGAAGGUGACAAAGCGGAGCCGGCCACGUGGAAGACGCGGCUGCGCUGCGCUUUGAAUAAGAGCCCUGACUUCGAGGAGGUGACGGACAGAUCCCAGCUGGACAUCUCUGAGCCCUACAAGGUCUACAGGAUCGUGCCGGAGGAGGAACAGAAAUGCAAAGCGGGCAUUGCCAACGGGAGCAGCCUGAAUGACGUCACGGAGAUGGACUGCAGUUCCUCUGCAAUAGAUGACCUCAUUAAAGAGCCCCCCUGCGUAGACGAAUACCUGGGGAUCAUCAAGAGAAGCCCCUCGCCCCCCCAGGAGAGCUGCAGAAACCCCCCGAUACCCGACUGGUGGGUGCAGCAGCCCAGCCCUGCGUUGCCCCUGAUGAACGGAUACUCUGGCUACGAGCAGCAUCAUUCAGGUUACUCCCAGAUGGUGAUCAGCUUCUACUACAGCGGGAGGCUGGUGGGCCACAUCACCACCUCGUGCGUCGAGGGCUGCCGGAUCUCGCUCAGCCAGCCCUCCAGCCACGGCGAGAAGCUCUACGCCCCAGAUGCCCUGGAGCACGUGCGGUUCCCCUCGGCCGAUGCCAUCCAGAAUGACCGCCAGAAGCAGAUCACCAGGAAGCUCUUUGGGCACCUGGAGAGGGGCGUCCUGCUGCACAGCAACAAGCAGGGCAUCUUCAUCAAGAGGCUGUGCCAGGGCAGGGUCUUCUGGAGCGGGAACACCAUGGUCUACAAGGACAGGCCCAACAAACUGGACCGGGAUGAGGUGGUGAAGAUAUUUGACACCAACUUGUUCUUCAGAGAGCUGCAGCAGUAUUACAACAACCAGGGCCGCUUCCCGGACAGCAGGGUCAUGCUGUGCUUCGGAGAGGAGUUCCCAGAUGCAGUGCCGCUGCGGUGUAAGCUCAUCCUUGUCCAGGUGGAGCAGCUGUGUGUCAGGCAGGUGGUGGAGGAGGCUGGGAAGACCUGCAGCAGCAGCCCCAUGCUCCCCGUAGCUGAUGAGACACAGCAUGACCAGGUGUACAGGAUCUUCCAGGACAUCUGCGGGACGCACCAGCGGGCGCUCUUCAGAGAAAACCAACAGAUUGCUGUCUGAGCCUCCUUCUCUGCAGAUGUAGCGUGGUGGUUCGGGUUGAUCUAGACCCAAUUUGGUCCCAUUAGUGCCUAAAUUCCCCUUUUGGAAAGUUGGUUUUUGUUCUUUGCUGUUUCCAGUCCAGAGUCUGUAUAAAUACAGCGGGAAAAAUUGCUGUGAGAAAGUAGGUUGGAUGCUUGGUGGCUGUCCCACAGCCACUUUACUGAUAAAAAUGGCCUUUGUACCAAGCAGGGUAGUCCCGGUACCGUUGUCUAUAGCUAAUGGCAGGGGGAGAAGGGAGCGUCUGACCCGUGUGGGAAGGUUAGGGCUGGGAGUGCUUUGUGUUGCCUCUGUUAAUGGCCAGUCAAGCAGAACCAAAAAGCAACAGCUAUAAUGACCUAGCCCAGCGGUCUGCAACUCGGACCUUGCUGAGAAUAGCGAUUUGGUAGGCGGUGACUCUUGGAAAAGCCUUAAAAUGCUCAAAUGUAGGAAAUUCUUUCCAGAAAUCAGCUUUUUCCCCCAAGGAGUCCUGCUGAUGGAAGACAGGGUCUGCCUUCCAAGGAGAACUUUCUCCAAUUCCUCUUUAUUUUUGCUAUGAGGUUUAUAUGUUUAUCUGUAAUACCAAAGUAUUUUGACAUUUGGAAACCAAUGCAGAGAUUAUAUAUGUAAAUGUUGAAUAUAAGAACUUAGGAAUCUUAAUUUUUCCUAACCAGAGACAGAGUUUAUAUAAAUAUAUAAUAUCUUUAAUUUUAAAGAUCACAGCAUAGUGUGAAUAGGUUGGCUUCACCCUCCCAAACGCACGUGUUGGUCUCUCCCAAGCGUGACCAGGCAGCGGCAUCCAUGUGUAAAUCCUCAUUAACAUGCUUUGUGUGUGCACCCAGCACCAGGGAGCUACUUGGGCAUGGGGCUUGUGCCUUGCAGCUGACACAAACCAGGACUGCACGUGUGUGUGCUACUAAGCUGCCUAUUUAUUUUAUGCCUGAGGUUUAUUACAUUUUUUUUUGUAAUUUUUUUUAUCUUCCUGCAAUUAAAGUGCUAUAUUUUGUA
Messenger RNA from Gymnogyps californianus (California condor), 2337 nucleotides. It is a transcript of the gene IRF8, whose product is annotated as interferon regulatory factor 8. NCBI's taxonomy places the organism in Eukaryota, Metazoa, Chordata, Aves, Accipitriformes, Cathartidae. Bases 28 to 1314 code for a protein of 428 amino acids. Gene Ontology annotation, molecular function: protein binding; RNA polymerase II cis-regulatory region sequence-specific DNA binding; DNA-binding transcription factor activity, RNA polymerase II-specific. The transcript is spliced from 8 exons. Gene Ontology annotation, cellular component: nucleus. The record is from RefSeq and is a predicted model, not a curated record. Gene Ontology annotation, biological process: regulation of transcription by RNA polymerase II; immune system process.